This is a messenger RNA of Myxocyprinus asiaticus (Chinese sucker), 2469 nucleotides long. RefSeq names its product claudin-7-B-like. Gene Ontology annotation, molecular function: structural molecule activity. NCBI's taxonomy places the organism in Eukaryota, Metazoa, Chordata, Actinopteri, Cypriniformes, Catostomidae. The coding region runs from base 282 to 911 and encodes 209 amino acids. The transcript has 4 exons. The record is from RefSeq and is a predicted model, not a curated record. Gene Ontology annotation, cellular component: plasma membrane; bicellular tight junction. Gene Ontology annotation, biological process: cell adhesion; bicellular tight junction assembly.
GUCUUCCUGCAACAGGUGUCAGAGUUACCGCAUCCACAACUCAAGAGUUUCUGGACCGAUUUUUUUUACAUUCUUCUUUUUUUUUUUAAUUUCAAAACUAUUUUUAAAGAACAUUUUCUGACAUUUGUGUUCCUUUGGUGAAUAUAACACGUUCAAAGUCGGUGGAUUACGGAAACUGCUCUCAUUUUUCAGAACAACUAGAGGUCUUUACGGAAUUCUGUCUUCCCAAUUUCAAACCGAUAUUGUGAUAUAGUUGCGAACUUAAAGCUUACUUCGAGAAAAUGGCAAAUAAAGGAAUGCAGCUUCUGGGGUUUGCUCUGUCGAUUCUUGGUUUGAUUGGACUGAUUGUUGGCACAAUCUUGCCCCAAUGGAAGAUGUCUGCCUACGUUGGAGAUAAUAUAAUCACAGCGAUAGCGAUGUAUCAAGGCCUUUGGAUGUCGUGCGCUUCUCAGAGCACCGGGCAAAUCCAGUGCAAGGUGUAUGACUCCAUCCUACAACUCGAUGGCGCUCUCCAGGCAACUCGUGCCCUGAUGAUUGUAUCGAUCAUUGCCACCGUAAUGGGUCUGGGUGUGGCCAGCAUGGGCAUGAAGUGCACAAACUGUGGUGGUGAUGACAAGGUCAAAAAGUCUCGCAUUGCCAUGACAGGCGGUAUAAUCCUCAUAGUUGGAGCUCUCAGUAGCAUCGUUGCCUGUGGCUGGUUUACAAAUCAAAUUGUUCGGGACUUCUACAACCCUUUCACACCUGUCAAUACCAAGUACGAGUUUGGUGCAGCCAUUUUCAUUGCCUGGGCAGGCGCUUUCCUGGACAUAAUGGGUGGAGUCAUGUUGGCUGCAACUUGCCCAAAGGGUAAAGCAUCUCCCAAGUACCCAAAGUCCUCCAGACCACCAAGCAGCAGCAAGGAGUACGUUUGAGUCGCAUCUAUUGUUCACAAGCAGGAGAAGACCUUAAAGAAUUGCAGAGUCCUGGUAGAAGUUUCCCUGGCUAACUGACCUGAGAACUGUUUAGAUUUUUAUUUUUUAUUGUGAUUGAAAGUAGGCUUAGGAUAGAACAAACAAGUCAGAUCAAUGUUCUAGGGCAACUUUUACUGAUGCUCCGAUGUAGCAGCCCACCUCAGAUAAGAGGUCACUACUACUUUCUUUUGAUGUAAAGCACCAUUUUAGUCUUUUACAGUUUAUAUUACAAAUUAUGUUACUGAUGUGAGUUUGGAAAGAGGGGUCUUUCCCCAGUGUGUUCCUCAUUUCGUAAGACUGCCAUGUUUAGUGAACAUGAUGGAAGCAAUGCUCAGGGAAAAUAAAUACUCAUACCCCUUAGUUAUAGUGCAUCUCUGCUUCUUGCUGUACAGCCAUGUCCUAAUCUUCUCUGCUUUGCUUGCUGUGCACUAUCUUUGGAGUUAUUAAUUGUGCCAGACAGUAGGCUACAUGAAAAGAACAAUUUAAAUGUAUUACUUUUUUUUUUAAAGGUCAGAGUACCAAGGCAUAAACAGGUGAGCUCUUGCUCUUAGUCAUGCAAAUGUCUAGUUAAUUUGCUACAUGAUUUCAGUUUGGUCCAUGUGCCUCUAAAACUUCUCUAUUCAAACAAUACUUCAUUUAAACAAAUCAACAUCCUCUGUGGGAAGCUCCGCUCAUGAUAACACUUUUAACUGUGUUGUUGCAAAACAAUUAUUGAAAGGAAAAAGCUACACAUUUGUUCCUGUUGCCAGAGAGUUAAACUUAUCAUGCUGUAAUACCAACAUCAUGGAGAAAGAAAAAUAAAUGCAAAUUAGGCUGUUUGUCAUUAUCAGCUGAACUGCCCAAAGAUUUGUCUGACAAAUGAAAUGUUUUGUUACGACUAGAAAUACUCUCAUCAAAGCACUAAACUAUUCACAUUUUACAUGAGAUUCAUGGAUCAGUCAGUUUCUUUUACUGACAACAUGAUCAAUGCUUUUUUCACUUGUACUUUGUCAUGAGCAAUGUGCUUUACUUUUAUAUCUGUAAGAACAGUUUUUAAACCAAAGGAAUGGCUCUUAUUUUUUGUAAAGUUAAAAUUUUCAUUGCCUUUGUUCUCAAGUGUCGGCCUCAUUGUGUACAUUUAUGAAGCAAGUUACAAAUGUUUUCAAAGUGCCUCUUAUUUCAUACAGGAGAAAAAAAGGCUGUAGAUAUUUGCUUGGUUUUAUCACAGCUGGUUACAAACCAGGAGUCAUGUGGGUGAAGUAUCUUUUUUUAAUUCAAUUCUUUAGACCAGAAUUGGAAAAAAACUGAUCCUACAGUAUUUGACCCUGGUCAUGCUUCUUCCUCUUUCUUUUAUUACAAAAUUUCACUUUGUGCUUUGAUCACUUGAGGUGGGUUGCCCCUGUCUACUUAGAAUAGUCAUAUUAUUUUGUGACCAGACUAUGCAAAUAUUUAACUUUAAAAAAAAAAAAAAAAAAAAAAAAAGUUUGUUCAAGUUUGCAGAUUAACAAUUUUAUGUAAAUAAAAUUUUUUUUUUAAAUGA